Molecule: messenger RNA, 388 nt
Organism: Paramecium primaurelia
Lineage: Eukaryota; Ciliophora; Oligohymenophorea; Peniculida; Parameciidae
Source: the annotation of a GenBank genome assembly
AUGAAAAAAAUGGAAAAUUCAGUAUAAUGCAUUUUUGAGAGUUUAAUCAUUUAACUUGUAUCUAGCUAAAUGUUCUUUUGGUUGUGAUGAUAGCAGAAGUGAUUUAGUCUCUUAAUGUAUCAAGAAAUGGAGAUUUUUAGAUAAUGAAUGCAUUCCUACUAGAUAAUAUUUUAUAUAAUUUAGCACCUCCAUUAGAAUGAACCAAGUUUAUGGUUUAAAAGUUGAUUUAAUGAAUCAUUUCACAAUAAAAAUAAAUGAAUUAGAUCUAAUUAUUAUGGAAAUAGGUUAAAAAUAAUUAAUUGCAGAUGAUAUUAUUUCUUCUAUUAUCAUAUAAAUUUAGGUUUAAUGUUUAGAAAAAUCUUAAUAUCAAGCUUCUUAGAAAUUGUGA